This is a messenger RNA of Vigna unguiculata (cowpea), 1059 nucleotides long. NCBI's taxonomy places the organism in Eukaryota, Viridiplantae, Streptophyta, Magnoliopsida, Fabales, Fabaceae. The record is from RefSeq and is a predicted model, not a curated record.
AUGGUUAGAACACGAGGAAAUUUAGGUAGACGCGGUUCAAAUGAUGCACCAGAGAGUUCUAGACAGGGUGGUGCACGGAAUAGACCCACAGCUUCGGCUCGUAGAAGGGGUCAGCAUGAGGGUAAUGUGGUUGAGGAUGAUAUUGUUGAGAAUGAGGUUUCUGAAGUUCCUCAGGAGGACGAGCACGGCAUUGAUAACGAUGGUGGAGGAUUUCCUGGGGGUCCAUAUGAUACAUCUUUAUUGACCCGGUACCAGGAUCAUGUUGCACGCAUGAUAUGGGAUGGUCAGGAUCGAGUUGUGAAAGUGGUCUCUCAUAUUAAAAUGGUGAAGAAAUUAGGACGUCCUCAUCCUUCUGUUGCACCUUUUGUGUUAGCUUCUGGAUUAUCGCCUCUGUGCGAUAUUUUAUAUGAAUAUAUCGAUCUUGGGUUAGUAUUGGGUUUCGUGGAGAGAUGGCAUCCCGAGACUAAUACUUUUCAUUUACCCAUUGGGGAGAUGACCAUCACUUUGGAUGACGUAUCGUCACUUCUCCAUCUUUCCAUCAGUGGAAACUUUUGCUCCACUGAAAAUCUGGAAUAUGAAGAUUCUGUUCAGAUUUUGACGACACUUCUUGGUGUUGACCGGGCCAUGGCAUGUGUGGAGCUGAAUCAAAGUUGGGGUGCACAGGUCCGACUGAGCUGGUUGAGAGACUUGUAUCAUAGCUGUUGUGAAAACGAGCUAUGGGAGUUUGCUGCACGUGCAUAUCUUUUGCACCUUGUAGGGUGCACGAUAUUUGCUAACAAAAGCGCCACCUAUGUUCGUACACAUUAUCUCGAGCUAUUUAGAGAUCUUUCCACAUGUCGUACAUAUGGUUGGGGAGUUGCUGCUCUUGUCCACUUAUAUGAGCAGCUAGGAGAUGCCAGCUUUGCAAAUACAAAGCAAUUAGCUGGAUAUCUACCUCUUCUACAGCUUGGAUAUACGAGCACUUCCCUACAUUGGGAAGGAAGCAAGUACGGGAUACAUAUGUGGAGACCGAACCCCGUGCUCUACGUUAUGUCACUGGACGCGCCAUUUCCGCUAUAG